AUGGCCGCCGGCGCCUUCUUGGAACUCCUGGAGUGGCUUCGAGAGGUGCUCCUGCAGGACGCUGUCUUCCUUCGCGAGUCCUACCCCGACCAUCCUAUCUUUCAGGAUCCGGUCUUCUCUUGCCCCGAGUUUGAAGCGUUCGCCAGCAAAGUUCAAGACACAUGCACACGGGACCACGAAGACAGCCAUACCACGGUCGCAGCCGAGCAGUUAGCUGAGCGAAGACAUCUAGACCUUUUGGGGGCUUCUUACGAACUAUGCACAAAGUUGGAUGAGUUUGCGCAGGCCACCUACACCGUCACCUUCAGCCCCGGCCAAGGUGCUGCAGGUCAACAUGCGGAGAUCGCGGGAGCUCAUCAACAGAGGCGCCGCGCUCCACGAGAGACGGAGCUGCUGCGUCUCUGGCGGCAGGGCUGGGGCGAAAUGCCUUCUGUGGAUUCUCUUGAGCGAGACUGGGGUGCUCGAUGGCGGCCAUCUGCAGAGAAGAAUUACUUUUCCACGCGCAAGAUCAUCGUCGAUGAGGUUCGGAGGCGGGCCCAGUCGGACGGCUUAACUGAAGAUAUCGUGGCGAGGCAAAUGGACGAAGAACGUGGACCCAGCUCUUUGGAUAAGUUGUUCAAGGCCAUCCGAAAGGACAGGCAAGGCGAAAAAGGGACACAAACGCCGGAAAUAGAUAUCCGGGACCAUAUAUCCGCCUCUCCCUCUCCCACCUCCUCCUUCUCGGAGCGUGCGGAGUCGUUCGUCGACGCCGUGCUAGCCGCGGCCGACGACGACUCCGCCGCUGCCGCCGCUCUUGCCCGCGCCGCUGCCACCGCUCCUACCGCCGCCGCCGCCGCCUCUGCUACGCUAUUCGCUCUUACGUCGCCCCUUAGGGUAACGACGCCGUCCCCGCCGCCACCCGUGACGCCCGGCCCCUCGGCCCCCGCCUCCGUCUCCGCCACCCACCAUAAGCGCUAA
Molecule: messenger RNA, 957 nt
Organism: Hirsutella rhossiliensis
Lineage: Eukaryota; Fungi; Ascomycota; Sordariomycetes; Hypocreales; Ophiocordycipitaceae
Product: transcriptional activator of glycolytic enzymes domain-containing protein
Exons: 6
Coding region: 1-957 (318 amino acids)
Molecular function (GO): DNA binding
Source: RefSeq, a predicted model, not a curated record